UUCUCAAUCUUUCAGGGACGCUAAUUGGCUGCUGUGCGUGGUUUGCAGCGGACAGCCCGUGGCAAGGGUUUUUCAUCAGUGGCACAUGUGAGAAAAAAUGUGAACCCCUGGCCCUUGAGAACUUUUCUUUGCUGAGCUAGAGGGUUUUUAGCGUGGCGGCUCGGGAAACCUAACUCAAUCGGUAACGAGCCGGAAACUACAGAACCCAAAGCAUCUCGCGAUAUUUCACUUUCAACGUGAUUAACCCGAUAAUACGGAGGUCUCCUUUACUCUUCGUGUUUGUGAAAUGUCAUGUUUAUUAUAUGGCCGCCAUUUAUAGGGUGAUUUAAUUGGAACAGGAAGCUGGGGAAAUCGGGCCAUGGUGAGUGCUGUGUUGUGGUGAUCGCUGAGAUCGCUCAUACCGAGAGGCAAAUGUUCGAGAGAAAAUCUCGCUGUUGUAAAUGGAUUACAUCCACUCACACAGACCAAUUCCUACAGCACCAAGAAAGACCAAGGUUUUUGGUCUGGUCUGGUCCGAUAUCGAAAAUUUUCGUAAUGGGCCCAUUCAUUCCCGAUUGAUAUACCCAUCCCCGUUGACAUUUCAUUUUUUUACAUAACAGAGUCCUUUGCCAGCCCACUUGGUCUCGGUCUCUCUCUACUCAUCUCAUCUUACCACUCGGGCUCGUCUCUUUUCCCUUUUCCCAAGCGAGUCAUCCUGUCUUCUCCUCAUUAAUUGUGUGUAGCAUCAUAUCGACAACUUCAUUACAAGACAGUGACAAUCAUGCUCGUGGACUCUUCCUCAGUGGACGACAAGUCCCCUCGUGUCAGCAACGAGAAGAAGACCCCCUCCAAGGAAGAUGUCGAGACCGGCGAUGCUGGCCUCGACAGGGCCAUGAGCUCGCGUCACCUGCAGUUCAUCGCCAUCGGCGGCACCAUUGGAACAGGUCUCUUCCUCGGUGUAGGCCCAGCCCUCGUCAAGGCAGGCCCUGUGUCGCUCCUCGUCGCCUUCGCAUUCAUGGGCUCGGUCGUGUACUCCGUCAUGGUCAGCCUCGGCGAGAUGGCAGCGUACAUCCCCAUCACUGGAUCCUUCACCUCGUACGCCGCUCGCUUCGUCGAUCCCACGCUGGGCUUCGCCAUGGGCUGGCUGUACUGGUUCAGCUGGUCCAUCACUUUUGCACUGGAGCUCGUCGCGGCUGGAAUCAUCAUCCAGUAUUGGGACUCGGAUCUUAGCAUUGCUAUUUGGAUUAGUGUUUUCUGGGCGUUGUUUACCGCGUUGAACUUUGUCCCUGUUAGGAUCUUUGGAGAGAUUGAGAUGUGGUUCUCCAUGAUCAAGGUUGUCACCAUCAUUGGCUUCAUCAUCUUCUCCAUCUGCGUAAACGCUGGUGUUGGCGAGGAGGGCUACAUUGGUUUCAAGUACUGGAAGGAUCCCGGCGUCACAAACACCUACAUGGACAUUGACGGCGCCACGGGCCGCUUCGUCGGUUUCUGGGCUGUCCUUGUAACUGCUGGCUUCUCCUACCAGGGCACUGAGCUUGUCGGUGUAGGCGCCGGAGAGACUGCCAACCCCCGCAAGGCUAUCCCCCAGGCUAUCCGCUGGACUUUCUGGGGAAUCUUCAGCUUGUUCAUGGCGACCGUCUUCUUCGUCGGAAUCAACGUUCCCUUCAACGACCCCCGACUUGACUCUGGUGCGCAGGAUGCUUCUGCUUCACCUCUCGUCGUCGUCGCUACCCGCGCUGGUGUCAAGGUUCUUCCUGACAUCAUCAACGCCGUUCUUCUCUCUGCCAUUCUCACAGCUGCCAACUCAAACGUCUACUCUAGUAGCCGAAUCAUGGUCGCGCUCGCUGAGGAUGGCCUUGCUCCCGCUUUCAUGAAGCGCACCAACAAGUACGGUACUCCUUACUUUGCCGUGGCUUCAUGCUCCGUCAUGGGACUCAUCGCCUACAUCAACCUGUCCUCCAGCGGAGCCGAGGUGUUCAACUGGCUUCUCAACGUCAGUUCCACCUCGUGCUUCAUCACCUGGGUCCUCAUCAACGUCUGCCACAUCCGCUUCCAGAAGAUCAUGCGCGUACAGGGAAUUCCCCGCUCCGAGCUUCCCUACCUCGCUCCUCUCCAGCCUUACCUGUCCUACUACGGCGCUUUCUUCGUCAGCUUGAUCACCAUCACUUGUGGUUUCACCGCCUUCAUCGAUUGGAGCGUAGCCGAUUUCUUCUCCAACUACAUCAGCUUGAUGCUUUUCGCCGCGUUGUAUAUUGGUCAUAAGCUCAUCUGCCGCACCAAGGUUGUUCCUCUGGCUGAGGUCGAUCUGAGCAAGGGACGAGAGGAAAUGUAAACGAGAUUCGAUUCGGAGUUUUGGGUGUUGGAAAAGUAGCAAAAGUUUUGUGUCCUUUUUGGCGUAUAGCAGUUAAUAGUUGUAAUGAGAGAUAUGAUACCCCGAAUACUCGAGUCUCGUCCGUGAAGUUGAAUGUAUAGCACUGUAGAAUGAGAAUCGAUAGCCUGAAGUCAGGGGAAGGAUAAUAAUAAAACGGACGUCAAAGGUCAGGGGGGCAUCGAUGGCUUUAUUGUAGGAGGAUGAAUUUAUUUUACGUCAAGCGGUGGCAUGAGACCACGGAACGGCACUCUUUUUUCGGUAAAAGCAUCAAAUUAUUUGGUAAUUUUUUAUUAGCAGCAUGUCAAGACAUGGCAAAGGGCGUUGCAUCUUGACACGAUGGGACCCAGUUGACAAUGACAAGACAUGAUAAAGGGCGUUGUCAAGGCGGGUCCUUUUUCCUUUAUCUUAUCGUUUGACAAGCUUUGGUGGGACCGGAUAAAGUGAUGGAGAAGAAUCAUGCUAUUCAUUUUAUUUAUAGGGUUUGUUAAAUGGGAUUCCGUUUAUUAUGGUUAUUUUUUAACGGCUCAACUGUGGU
Molecule: messenger RNA, 2882 nt
Organism: Fusarium verticillioides 7600
Lineage: Eukaryota; Fungi; Ascomycota; Sordariomycetes; Hypocreales; Nectriaceae
Product: AAT family amino acid transporter
Exons: 1
Coding region: 761-2308 (515 amino acids)
Biological process (GO): amino acid transmembrane transport
Cellular component (GO): membrane
Molecular function (GO): amino acid transmembrane transporter activity
Source: RefSeq, a predicted model, not a curated record